UAAAACUACUCGUUUGAAAGCUGUCAGACACAGCUGACGCAAAACAAAAACAAUGACUCCUGCAGUACCUCUCUCCGAAAUUCAAAUCGAGAAUGUCACGUUCCCGCCGGCGGUGAAACCUCCGGCUUCAAACAACACUCUCUUCCUCGGUGGUGCAGGGGUUAGAGGAUUAGAGAUUGAAGGCAAGUUCAUAAAGUUCACGGCUAUAGGAGUGUACUUGGAGGAUAAGUCCUUGGAGUCACUUGCUGCUAAAUGGAAGGGCAAGAUUGCCAAGGAGUUGGCGGAUUCCGUCGAGUUCUUUAGAGAUAUUGUUAGAGGUCCCUUUGAGAAAUUCAUGCGGGUGACGAUGAUAUUGCCAUUAACGGGCCUCCAAUAUUCGGAGAAGGUUGCGGAGAAUUGUGCUAACAUUUGGAAAUCUUUGGGAAUUUACACCGAUGCAGAAGCCAAAGCCAUUGAGAAAUUUCGAGAGGUCUUCAAGGAAGAAACCUUCCCCCCUGGCUCCUCUAUUCUUUUCACACUAUCACCCCAUGGAUCAUUAGCUAUUAGCUUCUCAAAAGAUGGGUCUGUACCAGAAAUCGAGAAUGCAGUGAUAGAGAAUAAGCUACUUUCAGAGGCUGUGCUAGAGUCAAUGAUUGGCAAGCACGGUGUGUCUCCUGCAGCAAAACAAAGUUUGGCUACAACAUUAUCAGAAUUGCUGAAAGAAAGUAAUGAAAAUGGGAACUGAGGCAUAGCUGUUUUUAGGAAAACCUUGUUGUUACUAUCAUAAAUAAAGGUUGAUUGCCGAUGAGCUUGAAGCUCAACCGGCAUUCAUGCUCGUUUUUUAUGAGAUUUCAGGCUCAAGCUUUUCCAUUGUAACAAUAAAGUACUGUAACGUUUCGCAGCUUCUGUAACUUCCUUCUAUCUUUUCCGAGGUGGUGUGAUUUUUCUUUGUUA
Populus nigra (black poplar) is the source of this 933-nucleotide messenger RNA. RefSeq names its product chalcone--flavanone isomerase-like. Gene Ontology annotation, molecular function: chalcone isomerase activity. Gene Ontology annotation, biological process: flavonoid biosynthetic process. The record is from RefSeq and is a predicted model, not a curated record. The transcript has 4 exons. NCBI's taxonomy places the organism in Eukaryota, Viridiplantae, Streptophyta, Magnoliopsida, Malpighiales, Salicaceae. Bases 53 to 724 code for a protein of 223 amino acids.